Messenger RNA from Penicillium atrosanguineum, 792 nucleotides. RefSeq lists its product as uncharacterized. The coding region runs from base 1 to 792 and encodes 263 amino acids. Lineage: Eukaryota; Fungi; Ascomycota; Eurotiomycetes; Eurotiales; Aspergillaceae. The transcript is spliced from 2 exons. The record is from RefSeq and is a predicted model, not a curated record.
AUGACCUCGAAUGUCUUCGACGAUGCUCCCAACUGGGGUAUGACAAGCUCUCACGAUGUACAGAAUCCAGAUAUGACAUCGGACAUGCGGAGUGAGGAAUUCGGCCAGCCUCCAUUCCUGGCAGAAAACUUCCCUCUGGUCAUGAAUGGCGAUUUCGAUCCAUGGAUGAUGCAACACUAUGGUUGGAACGGUGGAAUUGCUCCAAUGUCAGAACAAUUUUCAGAGAAAUGGGAACCAACAAACGUCGGCAUGGAAUACAAGGAAAGGGAAGACGGAGAGCUAGCGAUUUGCGCGUAUUCACAGACAGACUUUGGCAACUCAGUACCACAGUGGGAUGGCUCAAGAGACACCGUGUCCCAACUCGCGACCGAAAGAGCAUUGUUUAUGACUCCCUCCGCCUAUCCUCUGUCCUUCUCAACAUAUCCUGGAUCGCCUAUAUCGGAUCUAUCCAGCACCCCCGACGUGAGCCAUGGCUCGGGCUUGUGGGAGACCGAUUAUGACAGAUCCUCUCUAUCCGCGACGACCGAGACCUAUGUACAAGCUCUGAAGAAUGAGAGCCAGGCUACAGCUCCUGGCUAUUUCUCUGGGGAAGAUGAGGAUGACUAUCCGACAACUUUGGAAAUGCCGGAUGGUAGCACGCGCAGGACCUCUAACUGGCUGCCGGUGGACCCCCAGGCCGGCUUCACCAUAGGCUCUCAUACCUUUCCAAGUUAUACGCGAUUCGAACAUAUGGAAGACGUCCAGAAAGCUUUCAUCUCACCGAACACCGCUGGGUGGAAAUACGAUGGGUGA